GGACAGUGGGGUUGUUCGCAGCGGUGCCUCGGGCUGUGCAGAGUAGCUCGAUAAAUACGGACAAUACUCCAUUUAAAGACAACAGAACAGACCCCCGGUAGAGAUGUGCACUUUUGAUAAGGACAAAGCACCCAGGAGGCUAAUGAAAAAGGGGUUAACUCUCAUCCUGGUCGGCCAUAUUAACUUCAUUCUCGGAGCUAUCGUCCAUGGAAACGUCCUCCGCCACAUUUCCAAACCCAACCAACGUGUCACCACAGAAUACACCGUUGCAAAUAUAAUCUCUGUCACGUCUGGACUGUUGAGCAUUGCCGCAGGGAUUAUUGCUAUUGUGGUGUCAAGGAACCUUCAUGUGUCUAAACUGCAAAUAGGACUUCUAAUAGCGUCCUUCCUGAACGCCUUGCUCUCAGCGGCGUGCUGCACCGGGCUGCUCUUGGCCAUUAGUAUCACCAUUGCACACAAUGGUCAGGGUUUGAUGCUGGGGUGCAAUGACACGGAGGUGCCAAUCAAUGCUCGGUCCCCUGUCAGCGCCCAGUGCCCAUUCGAUACAACACGGAUCUAUGACACCACUCUGGCGCUGUGGAUCCCCUGUGCUGUGCUGUCAGCGACUGAGGUAGGCCUGUCUGUCUGGUGCUUCGUCGUCGGAUUGGCUCUCAGAGGGCUUGCACCCUGUGGGAACAUCUAUAUCAAAGAGCAGCUGGAGGGAGAGGCUGAGUGCACUCCUCACAGCCAGCGCUUGAUGGAGCAGAGUAUGAACCUUGAUGCCUGAACAAAAAGCAGGAAUGGACACUUAACAUGUACAGCUACAGUAAAACCUAAAAAACCAUGACUACACCUGUAUUCAGACUUAUGCGUGAGUUUUCAUCCAGUCAGCAAACUCUCUGUUAAUGAAAUGCAGUGAUAAAGGAAUGGGGUUUUCUAUAAACUUGUUUUUAUUUUGCAGUACCAUACAGUAUAUCUACACCUCACCUCUCAUAAAUAGAUGGAUCACAGAAUGGAUCUCAGUAUUUGUAAGGGCACUGAAGCUGGGUUAGUCUUCUUGUGUUAAAACAAAGCUUUUCAAAAUGAAGGAAAUUCAUUUUAGUUGAAUUAAAGUAUUUUUUAGCUAAUGUUUCAUUUUAUCUCAACGCACUAUAUUUUAUUGUAUUGAAAUGUUUUUACAGGAUUUAACUGUUUAUCCAGUCUAAACCACUCCAUUGCAUCUGAGAUUUCAUAAUGCCUUAAUAUUUGCCAACAUUCAACUGUAAUGCCUAAAAUAAUCCUUUUAUUAUAUUGCCAAUUCAUGUUUUAUAUGUAUAUUUUUUAACUAAAUUGGACUUGCUAAAUUUCACCUUUUGAAAAUGGUUUGUAUCAUUAGAUAAAUGCAAUUAUGACUGCAAUUAUGUUUUUUUUUAUACUAAAUAUACGUUACACAUAUAAAGUGAUGAAACAAAAUGCAAAUGGAGUGUGUACGAUUCAGAAUGCUAAAAUACGUUAAAACAGUACAUUUCUGAAUGUCCUGUAUGAGAACUCUAUUUGUGCCUGGAUGAGUGUGGAUGGAUGUCAAGUGGGGUUAUGUCAAGAGGUUAAACCAGUAAUGUGGGCCAGCACAUUCAGCGACUACCCCCCCCACUCCCAACCCCCCACAGCUCAGUGACAGUGAAAAUCAGAUCAGCAAUGAAACGGUUAAUCUAGUGUGGUGCUCAAUCGUGUGGAAGGCGAUCACAGCACGCAAUGCUAAUCCUUGAGCUGUAAGACAUAAAUAUUGACAUAGUGUUGACUGAUACAAUCAUAACAUGUCUGUGAGGCUAUUUCAGCCGCUACGAUGCUGACGGCCACUGAUAUGAACUAAGAUGAAGAAAAGGUUGUCAAUCUGUUCCUGCCAGUCUUGUUGCAAUAGGAAAACAAUUGGUGUUUAUGCUAUGCAAUGCUUGCAAAGUCACAAUAA
Messenger RNA from Sphaeramia orbicularis (orbiculate cardinalfish), 1924 nucleotides. RefSeq names its product keratinocyte associated protein 3 (gene krtcap3). The transcript has 6 exons. NCBI's taxonomy places the organism in Eukaryota, Metazoa, Chordata, Actinopteri, Kurtiformes, Apogonidae. The record is from RefSeq and is a predicted model, not a curated record. Bases 104 to 766 code for a protein of 220 amino acids.